AUGUCAUAUCUAUCCACAUACCUUAGCCGCUCGAGUAAAAUCCUACGAGACGGCACAUCUCGAAUCCUGCGCAUGCAAGGCGCAGAGGCGCCCUCACGCGCGCCGCUCACGCUUUACACUCUCAACUCGCGGGAGGACCUUUCGCACUACGCCACGGGAUGCGACGCAGACAUCGGAGGCACUUCGUCGGUGCACCUCGACCUCGACGAGGACCCUGCGCACAACACGUCCAUCGGCAAACCGGCGACAGCUAAGUUCUGGGGCGACAUGCGGCUAGGCGUCAAGGCGGGACUGGAGGGAAAACUUCGGGGUGGAUACGCAGGGUUCCGCAACAGGCACCGUCCGACGCUCUUUGGAGAACUCACGGAUGAUGUUUCACAACAUCACUACCUCGCCUUGCGGCUGCGCGUCGCCGGGCAUCCACGCACCCGCAACUCCUAUUUCGUCAACAUCCAGACGGACGGGCCCAUCACAUCCGACCUCUGGCAGCACCGCCUCUACUUUUCGCGCACCGACGGUGGUUGGGAGGACAUAUUCGUCCCUUUCAACGCGUUCGUGCUGACCAACACGGGCGAGAUCGCCUCCGACCAGAUCUCCAUGUUGCGUGAACGCAUACGCACCAUCGGUAUCUCGCUAUUAGGUGGCAACUCGGGCGUCGAGGGACCUUAUGAGCUGGGCAUCGAUGAGAUACGUGCGGUCAAUGAGGAAGAUGUAACAGUCCUGCCAAGUAGGUGCCUUGAUCCCCCGCACUCGCGUUCAGCGCUGAUUUGGCCGGCAGAGAUUGAGCCUAGUACAGAGGGAGAGGGGGAGCGAGGCCCCUUGUGA
Heterobasidion irregulare TC 32-1 is the source of this 825-nucleotide messenger RNA. RefSeq lists its product as uncharacterized. Gene Ontology annotation, biological process: mitochondrial electron transport, NADH to ubiquinone; mitochondrial respiratory chain complex I assembly. The transcript is spliced from 4 exons. The record is from RefSeq and is a predicted model, not a curated record. NCBI's taxonomy places the organism in Eukaryota, Fungi, Basidiomycota, Agaricomycetes, Russulales, Bondarzewiaceae. Bases 1 to 825 code for a protein of 274 amino acids. Gene Ontology annotation, cellular component: mitochondrion.